Hippocampus comes (tiger tail seahorse) is the source of this 1966-nucleotide messenger RNA. RefSeq names its product one cut homeobox 3a (gene onecut3a). NCBI's taxonomy places the organism in Eukaryota, Metazoa, Chordata, Actinopteri, Syngnathiformes, Syngnathidae. Gene Ontology annotation, molecular function: DNA-binding transcription factor activity, RNA polymerase II-specific; RNA polymerase II cis-regulatory region sequence-specific DNA binding. The coding region runs from base 499 to 1845 and encodes 448 amino acids. Gene Ontology annotation, cellular component: nucleus. Gene Ontology annotation, biological process: regulation of transcription by RNA polymerase II. The record is from RefSeq and is a predicted model, not a curated record. The transcript is spliced from 2 exons.
UUCGUUUUGUUUAUCAUCACGGACGCCGACGCUGCCGCCUAAUGCAAUCUUGAAGGGCUGGAGUUCGAGUUCCCCGUACGCAACCCAAUCAGUCGGACACGUCGGCGUGACGUCAGGUCCAUCCCCUUACCGAGAGCGCGCGCGUUCGAGGAUACGCCACGGGGGCGCGCACAUGCGCACAGGCUGGCUGCUGUGAUGUGAACGUCCACACGCACAGAGAGAGAGAGAGAGAGAGUGCGAGAGAGAGAGAAGUGGAAAACGAGCAGAGGUUGGCGCCACUAGGAGAGAGAGGACCAUGCUGGAUUGACUGCAGACAAACAACCGCAAUCAAUGGCUCGGCUUUGAAAUCGUUCCCAAUUUAUCGGCAAGGAAAGGGAGAGGAGCGAGGAGAGGAGUGAGACCAGACAGAGCGCGUGUGCGUGCGUGCGUGUGCGUGCGUCCGUCCGUCCGAGCGGGGUGGAAUUAAAGAUCCCCCCCUCUUUAUUUCCUCCCCCAAACAUGGAGCUUACAAUGGAGAACAUUGGCAACCUGCACGGCGUGGCUCACUCCCACCAAAGCGGGGACCUCAUGAACUCCCCCCACCACGCGCGGCAGCCGUCGGCGGCGUCGCACCGGAACUUGGUGUCGUCCCACGGCCGCUCGGCCAUGGUGUCCAGCAUGGCCUCCAUCUUGGAGGGCGCGGGCGACUAUCGCGCCGACCACGCGCUCUCCGGUCCCUUGCACCCGGCCAUGAGCAUGUCGUGCGACUCGGGGGGGAUGAGCCUGAGCAGCACCUACACCACCUUGACGCCGCUGCAGCACCUGCCGCCCAUCUCCACCGUGUCGGAGAAGUUCCACCACCCGCACCCGCACGCGCAUCACCACCACCCGGCGCACCAGCGGCUGGCGGCGGGCAACGUGAGCGGCAGCUUCACGCUCAUGCGGGACGACCGCAGCCUCGCUUCCAUGAGCAACCUGUACGGCCAUUACCCCAAGGACAUGUCCGGCAUGGGCCAGUCGCUGUCUCCCCUUUCCAACGGCCUCGGACCCUUGCACGGCUCCCAGCAGUCCCUCGGCGCCUACGGCCCCGGAGCUCACCUCUCCAACGACAAGAUGCUCUCGGCGGGCGGGUUCGAUUCCCACGCCGCCAUGCUGUCGAGGGGCGAGGAGCACCUGGCGCGGGGGCUCGGCGGUCACGGCGCCGGCCUCAUGACGUCCCUCAACGGCAUCCACCACCACAGCCACCCGCACUCUCAGGCCAACGGCUCGAUGCUGUCGGAGCGGGAUCGGCAGGCGGUGGUCGGGGGCGCGCAGGGGGGCGGGUCCGGCCAGGUGGAGGAGAUCAACACCAAGGAGGUGGCGCAGCGAAUAACGGCCGAGCUCAAGCGCUACAGCAUCCCGCAGGCCAUCUUCGCCCAGAGGAUCUUGUGCCGCUCGCAGGGCACCCUGUCCGACCUGCUGCGGAACCCUAAACCGUGGAGUAAACUCAAGUCGGGCCGCGAGACCUUCCGGAGGAUGUGGAAGUGGCUCCAGGAGCCCGAAUUCCAGCGGAUGUCGGCGCUGAGGCUUGCAGCCUGCAAGCGCAAAGAACAGGAGCAACACAAAGACCGCAACACAGCGCCCAAGAAGCAGCGCUUGGUCUUCACCGACCUGCAGCGGCGCACGCUCAUCGCCAUCUUCAAGGAGAACAAGCGGCCAUCCAAAGAAAUGCAGAUCACCAUCUCCCAGCAGCUCGGCCUGGAGCUCAGCACCGUCAGCAAUUUCUUCAUGAACGCACGCCGCCGCUGCGUGGACCGUUGGCACGACGACCACGGCACCGGCCCCGGGCAGCCGGGCACUUCCGCCACCACCUUCUCCAAGGCCUGAAAGGAAGGGGGAGGGGGCAAUCCAGGCCUGGGCGAGCAGGCGUAGCAAACUGGCAUUGAGAGCCCCAUCCGGGCCUGGACCGUCCUCUGCCCACCCCUGGCCCAACACAAAAAAAAAAGAA